AUUUAUGAUAUUGUAUUUUAACGUUUAAUUUACUUAUUCAGCUCUUAAACCCUCUUCCCAGUUCUCAAUCCUCGACUCCAUUACUAAACCCUUCUUCGCCACGGAAAAUUACCCACGCCAGUCUCUCCGCCGCUCUUCUCUGUCCUCUUCACCGUCCUUCUUCUUUUCUCAGAGUCUUCCUCCAAAAGAAGAAGAACUCAAAACAAUGGCGGCGACUUUCACUCAGCCCCACGCCCACGGCCGCCUCUUCUCCACCUCCCCCGUCGCCAAACCCACAAGAAAGCUCCUUUCCCCCUUCACAGUCCGCAUGUCCCUUCAAGAAAACGGCCCUUCCGUCGCCGUAGUUGGAGUCACCGGCGCAGUCGGACAGGAGUUCCUCUCCGUCCUCACGGAUAGGGAUUUCCCUUACCGCUCAAUCAAAAUGCUUGCUUCCAAGCGCUCCGCUGGGAAGCAGAUGACUUUCGAGGGCAGGAACUACACGGUGGAGGAGCUGACCGCUGAUAGCUUUGACGGGGUCGACAUCGCCCUGUUCAGCGCCGGUGGGUCUAUUAGCAAGCAGUUUGGGCCGGCGGCGGUGGAGAAGGGUACCAUUGUGGUGGAUAACAGCUCCGCGUUUAGGAUGGUGGAUGGGGUUCCUUUGGUGAUUCCUGAGGUCAAUCCCCAGGCAAUGCAUGGGAUUAAGGUUGGGAUGGGGAAAGGGGCUUUGAUUGCUAACCCCAAUUGCUCUACCAUUAUUUGUUUGAUGGCUGCCACUCCGUUGCAUCAGCGUGCCAAGGUGCUACGCAUGGUUGUUAGUACAUAUCAGGCAGCCAGUGGUGCUGGUGCUGCUGCCAUGGAAGAGCUUGAACUCCAGACUCGUGAGGUGUUGGAAGGAAAGCCGCCAACCUGUAACAUAUUUAGCCAACAGUAUGCUUUUAAUUUGUUUUCACAUAAUGCACCAGUUCAACCGAAUGGAUACAAUGAAGAAGAAAUGAAAUUAGUAAAAGAGACCAGGAAAAUCUGGAGCGACUUGGAUGUGAAGGUCACUGCUACCUGUAUAAGAGUCCCCGUCAUGCGCGCACAUGCUGAGAGUGUCAAUCUCCAGUUCGAGAAGCCACUUGAUGAGGAUACAGCCAGGGAGAUUCUGAAGAAUGCAGCAGGUGUGGUGGUGAUCGACGACCGUGCAUCCAACCAUUUCCCAACGCCCCUGGAAGUAUCGAACAAAGACGACGUCGCAGUUGGCAGAAUCCGGCAAGAUCUGUCUCAAGAAGGGAAUCACGGGUAAGAAACCUUGUAACUAACUGCUUUUCUGUUGUAGUAGGAGGUCAUUCGUUGAAGUGCACAAGUCUUGUGAUUUCUUUCUUUGCUCCCCGGGCCUCUGUAAGCAAUUUAUGGGUGGGUUUUGCAGGUUGGACAUCUUCGUUUGUGGGGAUCAAAUACGUAAGGGAGCUGCCCUGAAUGCCAUUCAGAUUGCAGAGAUGCUGCUAUAGUUUCUGCGAGAGUGGCUUCUGUUUUUCGCUUUGGUUGAGUUGUUGUUCUUCGAUUGGUGAGGUAUUCAAGUUGUGUAAUAUUACCGGCUCCGAAAUCUUCCAUUUUGUUUAGUUCUUUGGAACUGGUAUCCAGGGAUUAUUAGUUCGUUGCUCAUUGGUGUUUUAUGAAUAUGAUUUUAGUAGUAAUGUUGUCUUAACUCUUAGCGAAAAAAAUAACCUAUCGACCUUGAUUGAAUGUAAGUUUAACCAU
Linum tenue is the source of this 1719-nucleotide messenger RNA. The record is from the annotation of a GenBank genome assembly. NCBI's taxonomy places the organism in Eukaryota, Viridiplantae, Streptophyta, Magnoliopsida, Malpighiales, Linaceae.